AUCCGGCUUGCCGUCCUCGUGACCAUGGCGGCUGCCGCGCUCUCCGCGUGGCUGACCCUGCAGCCGGGGACCAGGACCCUGCGUGCUUUCUGUACCUCCGUGUCUCCGGCCACCCGCUCCGCGAUACCAAGCCCGCGUGAGUGUCUGUCGCAUCCCCUCCGGGCUUUGCGGGAGGUACAGCAGGCAGAACACCCAGAUAUGAAAGACCACUGAGAAGAAAGGCACUACCUCCUAGGACAGAGAAAAUGACUGUUGACCAAGAUUGGCCUAGUGUUUAUCCUGUUGCAGCACCAUUUAAACCUUCUGCUGUACCUCUUCCAAUUCGAAUGGGCUAUCCAGUAAAAAGGGGGGUGCCCAUGGCAAAGGAGGGAAAUCUAGAACUAUUAAAGAUUCCCAAUUUUCUGCAUUUAACUCCUGUAGCAAUUAAAAAGCACUGUGAAGCUCUUAAAGAUUUCUGCACUGAGUGGCCAGCUGCUCUGGACAGUGAUGAAAAAUGUGAGAAGCAUUUUCCCAUUGAAGUGGACACAACUGAUUAUGUUUCAGCAGGACCAUCUAUCCGAAACCCCAAAGCACGAGUAGUAACCUUAAGGGUUAAACUUUCCAGUUUGAAUUUAGAUGAUCAUGCAAAGAAGAAACUCAUUAAACUUGUGGGAGAGCGAUACUGCAAGACUACAGAUGUACUUACCAUCAAAACAGACAGGUGCCCUUUAAAGAGACAGAAUUAUGAUUAUGCACUCUAUCUGCUAACAGUUUUAUACCAUGAGUCUUGGAAAACUGAAGAAUGGGAGAAAGAUAAGACUGAAGCAGACAUGGAAGAGUAUGUAUGGAACAAUAGCUCCUCUGAAAAAAAUAUUCUGGAAACACUUCUCCAAAUCAAAGCUGCUGAGAAAAAUCUGGAUGUAAAUAAAGAAGAGCUCCUUGCUACGAAAGAAGUUGAAGAGUACAAAAAGUCUGUUGUUAGUCUUAAGAAUGAAGGGGACAAUGAAAAUACCCUUUCUCAGUACAAAGAAUCAGUGAAGAAACUAUUAAAUCUAAUGUGAUUUAUUUAGAAAAAUCUCCUUGAUUUAAUUUUAAUUUUAUGAUUUU
This is a messenger RNA of Mustela erminea (ermine), 1086 nucleotides long. It is a transcript of the gene MRPS35, whose product is annotated as mitochondrial ribosomal protein S35. The transcript has 8 exons. Gene Ontology annotation, cellular component: mitochondrial small ribosomal subunit. The record is from RefSeq and is a predicted model, not a curated record. Lineage: Eukaryota; Metazoa; Chordata; Mammalia; Carnivora; Mustelidae. Gene Ontology annotation, biological process: mitochondrial translation. Bases 246 to 1040 code for a protein of 264 amino acids. Gene Ontology annotation, molecular function: structural constituent of ribosome.